Molecule: messenger RNA, 5001 nt
Organism: Plasmodium adleri (nom. inval.)
Lineage: Eukaryota; Apicomplexa; Aconoidasida; Haemosporida; Plasmodiidae
Product: conserved Plasmodium protein, unknown function
Exons: 8
Coding region: 1-5001 (1666 amino acids)
Source: RefSeq, a predicted model, not a curated record
AUGAGUGAUUGUUCCCCAUUUUUAUUUGAAAACUUUAGACGUAUUUCAGAAGAUAAACAUACAAAGGUAUGUAAUAAAUCGGAAAAAUAUAUAGAUAAUCUGAUUGAUUUAUAUUGGAAUGACAUAUGUACAGAAACCAAAUUAGAAGAAGAUACCGAUGAAAGUAAAAAUGAAAAUUUUAAAAAAUGUGAAUUAAUAGGAAGAACAUAUGAUAAUAUAAACAAAGCUAAUUUAGAAACAAAUUUUAAGGAAGAAGAUUAUAAAUUAUCACAAUUUAAUGUGGAGCAAAAUUAUAAUGACAAAAAAUAUAUUAACAAUUUUGAUAAUUCAGAAUGUGAUGUAAACAAUAUUUCCUUUGAUAAUGAGAAUCCAUAUUUUAAAGAAUAUGAUAAGAAUAAAUUUAUUAAUGAAUUUAUUGCAUAUUAUAAAAAUCUCAAAUGUGAAUAUUUCAUAUCUCCUGGAAAUUUUGUACAAUUAUAUACAAAUAAAAAGAAUUGUAAUUUAAUUAAAGAGAAGGAAAUUAAAUUCAAAGGUAUGUCUAGAUAUAAAAAUAAAAAAAAAUAUAAAUAUUAUAUGAAUGAUGUAAGAGAUUAUAAUAGUAUUAAUAAUAAAGAUAGAAACAAUCUAUAUAAUGUAGACAAAUUAAGAGAAAAACAGAAGAAAUACGAUAAAAGUGAAAAGAUGAUGUUUCAUAAAAGUUUUUUAUCAUAUAAUAUGGGACUCCAUAGAGAAGAAAAAGGUUUCAGUAAGAAGGCAAAAAAAAGGGAAAAAUUGUGGAAAAGAAAUAAAAUAAAGAGAGAAAAAAAAGAAUACAUAGAAAGUUUAAAGGUGGAAAAAAUGGAAAUAAAUUUAUGUGUAACGAAAAGAUCUAAGGAAAACAUAUACGAUAUAAUAGUAGAGAAUAAUUUAAAAAAUGAAAAAUUGGAAAAAAUUCAAAUGAAAGUACAUAAUGAUACAUCAUAUUUAAAAAAAUUAAAAAGAGAAAAAAGAAAUGAAAUGUCGAUGAUUAAUAAGAGUGAAAUAAGAAAUAAAAAAAUUGAUAGGGUAUUUAAUGAUAAAAAAAAUAUCAAGGUACAAAAUAAUGUAUCUAGAUUGCACGUGUUAGAAAAAGAACCAAAUAAAUCGAAGGAUAGUAAAGAGUUCCUAUAUAGUAUGGAUGAAAUUCAUAUUAAGAAUAAAGAAGAAUGUGAAAAUAUAAGAGAGAAAUUCCUAACACUUUUUGAGUCAUCUAUUGACAAUACAAAUUUAUAUAAGGAUAAAAUUAGUAGUAAAGAAGAUUUAAUUGUAAAAAAAAAUCAUAUUGAAAUAAUGAAUGAGUCAGAAGAAGAUAUAAUAAAAAAAGAUAUUAUUAAUAAAAGUUAUAGUAGUGACAACAUAAAAUAUAGUGAUGAUUAUAAAAUGAAUAAUAUAUGUGAAUAUAAUAAUUCAUUGUAUAUAGAUAAUUAUUCGUCUCAAUCGUGUAAUGAAAAAAGAGAACGAUAUAGUAAUUAUUACAAUAAUUAUAAUAAUAUUGUGGAAUAUAAUAACAUGUCAUAUGAUUAUUGUUAUUAUAAUAAAGAGGAAGGAAACAUGAUAGCGUAUGAUAAUAUUAUAACUGAAGGGGAUUUUAUUAGAGAUAAUAAAGAAAAUGAUGAUUUGACCAAAAAUAUGGAAGCAUUACAAUUAUAUAGAGAACAUAUAAAAAAUGAAUCAAAUGAGAUGGAUAAGGAUACAAACAAAUUUACAUAUUUAUCACAUAAUUCGAUAAAGGAAGAAAUAAAAAGAAACCAAGAUAUAAAUGUGGAUAAUAUGGAUAUUUUAAAUUUCAUGGAAGAAAAUAAAAGAAACACAAAUUAUGCUUCUUAUAUAUCAUCUGUUGAAAAAAAAAAAAAAAAAUAUUCCUGCAAAAUUAAAAAAGUGGAUAAUCGUAUAAAAUAUAAAAAGGAUAAUAUACAAAUAAUUAACAUAGAGGAUAUUCCAUCAAAGGUACCCUUAACUAUGCUAAUUUUACAACAUAUGGAAGAGAAAACAAAAGAAAAAAAUCAAAAAGAGGAUAAAAAAUUUAAGGUAAAUUAUAAGGUUGAAUUAAUUGGUCGUUUAAAUAAUUCUGUGAAUUUAAAAAAAGCAAUAGAAAAAGAGAAAACACUUUUUUCAAGAAUUGAAAAGAUAUAUGAUGUAUGCAAUAUGUAUAUAAAGGAAAAUAAAAAUAUAUGUUUCAAAGAAAAUAAAAAGAUGACUGAAAAAAAUAAUAUUUUUAGUGAUGAUGAUGAAAAAUAUAGAUAUCCUAUUGUUAGUAGUUCUUAUAUACCUUUUCCUAAUAUGGAUGGAAAAAAUAAUAGGAUUCACAUUAAAGAAUAUAUGCAUAAUAAAUAUUUAUUAAAUUUCAGAGAUGAUAAAAAGGACCAUAUAUAUAAAAACGAUGAAGAAGAAAAAAAAAAAAAAAAUAUACUACUCCCUGUCAAAACCAUGAACAUAUUAAAUGUGAAGACAAAUGAAGAAGUAAACAGAAAAAAUAAUCUUCUUAUAAACAAAUGUAUAUAUAAAAAAAAAAACAAUUGUGACAAUAAAAUACCUGUAAGUAAUAUUUAUAAAGAUAAGGCACUUACUAUGAAGGGGAUAAAAACAUUUUUGAAGAAAAACAAUAUUAUGGUCUCAAAAGAGAAAAUGACCAUAAAAAAAGAUAAUUUGAUAAAGUAUAAAAAUAAGAUUUAUUUUUCUCAUCUAUUAAAAAAUAAUUGUAUUAAGAAGAUUUCCAUGAUUAGUUUGAUUAAUAUGAAGGACAAAACAAAUAAGGUGUGUAAAAGGAAUAAAAUGGUUGCGACGAAAUAUAUGAUACCUAAUAAAACAGAUAUGAAUAAAAAGGAAUCUAAUGCAAAUAUUAAAAAGUAUAAUAUACAUAAGAAUAUAAAUAAAUAUAUAGGAAUAAACAAGUCAACACAUGUUAAUGAUAAUAAGGUGGAAAGUAUUCAAAAUGGUAUGAGUAAUAUAGAACAUGAUAAUAAAAGGGAUAUUAUAAAAAAUGUUUUAUUUGUAGAUAAUACAUAUAAGGAUAAUGGUAUGUCUAAAAAAUCGAGUGUUAUGUUUAAUAAUAUAAAUUUAGAAAGGAUAAAAAUUCAUGAUAAAAAAGAAAGUGAAGAGAAUUCUUUCAAAUGUGAAAUAAAAAAUAAUGACUAUGAUAAUGUUAAAUAUGAUGAAAUGAAGGGAUCUGAUGAUUGUUUGAAUGAAAAUGAUACAAUCGAAAAGGAGACAUUUGAUUUGCAUCAUGAGGGCAAUUCUGAACGUUUAAUAGAAGAAGAAAAACAAAUAUGUAUGUUAGAUGAUAAAAAAAAAAAUAAUAAUAUAAUGAAUGUUGAUGAGAAAAGGAAAAGUGACCAUUUGUCUUAUGAAAAGGUAUUAAAAAUGGAAGGAAUUGAUAAAAAUGAAGAAGGUGAAAAUAAUAAUAAUAAUAGUGAGACCUUUGAGAUGGGCAAAAAUUCAUUAAUAUUUAUGAAUAAUAUAAAAAAGAGUAUAAUAAAUCAUAGUGAGAAUGAAAAAAGUAUUAUAGAAUCACUCAAGGAAGAGGAACAAAAUAUAUUUCCUGUUAAGAUAAAUAAUAAAAAAAAAGAUAUAUGUAAAAAUAUAAAUAAAUCUGACUAUUCCGAUAAAGAUUAUAGUGUGUUGUUAAAUAGUAUAGAAAAAAAAAAUUAUAAGAAAUGUUCUUGCACUUCAAAUAUAAAAGAAAUAGAAAAAAAGAAAAUAAAUGAGGAAUAUGUUGAUUUAAAAAAUAUAAAUUGUUCUAGAAAUACAUUAGAAUUUUUUCUGACCAAAAAAUAUUUGAAAAGUAGCGAAUUUAGUAUAAAUAAAAAACAUGAUUAUGAAAAUAUUAAUGUAUAUGAAAAAAAAAAAAAAACAGAACAACCAAAAAAAUUAAAUGGAAAAAUAAACGUUAACAUUUUUAAUGAUAGGAUAACAGAAGAAAACAGUUCAUCUCAAUUUAAUUUUGUUAAAAAAAAAAAUCAUAAUUGUAUGAUUAUAUUUGAAAAAAAAAAGAGUAAGUCCAUAUUGUUCUCAGAAAUAUUUCGUGUUGAAAAAAAUAAAAAACGUGCAACAAAUUUUAUGCGUUCUCAAGAACAAUUUAUUUUAUCAAACGAACAUGUUGAAAAGGGUGAAAAUAAAAAGAGGAUAGAAAAAAAGGAUGAGGAAUAUAUAAAGGAAAAAAUAAAAAAUAAGAAAAAUGAAUUUAAAAAUAAUUUAACAGAGCAAUUACUUUCUUUAAAAAGUGCAGAAAAUAUAAAAACAAAUGAUAGUUUCAAUACUGAAAAAAUAAGACACGUAAAACGAAUCAAACGAAAAGUUAACCUUAAUAAUAAUUUUAUUUUAAAUAAUUUUACUAAUAUUUUAAAAAAAUUACAGAGGGGGGAAGAGGAUAAAUUGAAAAUGAAUGAAAAAAAAAAAAAGGAAAUAAAUAAAAAUGAUGAGAAGGGUGAAUAUAAUGAGACGAAUGAACAUAUGAAAAACCCUGAACAGGUUAGAGAAAAAGAAUAUAACCUUUUAACAACCAAAUCGAAAGAGACAGAAAAAAGGAAGGAAGAUUAUUUUAUAAUACAAUUAAAUAUAAUAACUGUAUUUCUGUCCGAUUCAUAUAUGAAGAGGGUUAAUAUGAAAGAUACCUAUUACAUGAAGUUAUUUAUAUAUUCUUCGAAUGAAAUAAAAAAAAUAGAAAAUAAUUAUAUUGUUGAAAAAUUCCCUUGUUACUUUGUAUCACAUGCGAAUGGUAUAGCCUUAAGUUGUGACGCUUUCAAGAAGAUGAAUGCUAUGUGUGAAAACCCAUCAACUGGAGUAUUCAAAUUGGUAGUAUCUUGUUGUAGAGAAAAGGCUAUUUUAAGAAAAGAGAUAAUAAGGAUGUAUAGUCGUAUUUUUCAAGCACCCCUAAAUUUGAAGACUUAUCCUUUGAGCAGGAACAAAAAAUAUGCGUACGAGGAGAGCUCCUUCAAUGAUGGACUUUACGAAAUGAGCGGUACCAUAAUCCUUGGAACAUUAUAA